AUGUCUUUUCUAUCGAAUCUGAAAAAAGCAUUCCACUUCGGUGGAAAUGAUGCUAAAAAGAAAAAGCUGUAUAAUAACAUAAAAAUGGAUUGUGACCCUUCUGAAUUUUGGGACAUGAUUGGAGAACUCGGAGACGGUGCUUUUGGUAAAGUUUACAAGGCGCAACAUAAACAGACGCAACAGCUGGCUGCUGCAAAAAUGUGUGCACUGGAAGGCGAAGACGAUUUGAGUGAUUUUAUGAUAGAAAUCGAUAUUUUAUCGGAGUGUAAACAUCCUAAUGUUGUUGAAUUACACGAAGCCUAUUUUAUCGAUGGAAAAUUAUGGAUGUUAAUUGAGUACUGCGACGGUGGUGCUGUUGAUUCGAUAAUGGUUGAAUUAGAAAAACCAUUGACUGAGCCCCAAGUAUCCUAUGUAUGUCAACAAAUGACCAAAGGCCUUACUUUUUUACAUAAAUCGAAAAUAAUUCAUCGAGAUUUAAAAGCUGGAAAUGUUCUACUGACUAUGGCUGGUGGUGUUAAAAUUGCUGACUUUGGUGUAUCCGCAAAAAAUAAACACACGUUGCAGAAACAUGAUACUUUUAUUGGUACGCCUUAUUGGAUGGCUCCGGAAGUUGUUUUAUGUGAAACAUUUCGUGAUAAUCCUUAUGACUUCAAAGUCGACAUUUGGUCACUUGGAAUAACACUUAUAGAAUUUGCUCAAAUGGAACCGCCAAAUCAUGAAAUGUCUCCAAUGCGAGUACUUUUAAAAAUUCAAAAAAGCGAUCCACCAAAGCUGGAGCAGCCCGGAAAAUGGAGUAAAGAGUUCAAUGAUUUUAUUGCUAAAGCAUUGAUAAAAGAUCCUCAGACACGACCAACAGCAGAUGAACUUCUCAAGCAUCCAUUUAUUAAUCGCACACUUGAUUCAAAGCCCAUUCGGGACCUACUGUUAGAGUAUAAAGCUGAUGUUGUUGAAGAAGAGCUUGUUGAUGAGGAAGCUGAAGAGCAACGCACGUCGCAGUUACCUCUGGAGUUGGACCAACUCGGAGAUGAUUCAACGUCGAUGCGCAGCGACACUGAAGUUAAACUUGUUGAAAGGGAGAAUCUUGUGUCGCCGGAAUCACCGAAGAAAGAAGAAAGCAACAAACGUGAGAUUAAUCGUGAGGGUGAAAAAGAAGAAAAGAAUAAAAAACUUCGUAAAGCAGAAUCUAAAGAAAAUAUUGCUUCGUCUGUUGACAAAAAAACUGCACCAAAACCUCCAGCAUCGUGUGAAUUAAGUGAACGCCGUUCGUCUCGCGAUAAAGGACCAGCACCACCUCCACCACCAGCAAUGCGACAAAAUAGCAAAAGCGAGGACGCUGAAUGCGCUGCUAAAGUUCCCGAAAAGUCGAGUUCUGGAGAAGCGAAUGAGCGUUCAUGUUCACUUGAUGAUAAUAAGGACCAAGAAAAACUUAAACCCGUAGAAAAUAAUUUGAAUAUUUCCGCAGUGUCUUCAGUAGCGUCGGUAGAUAAAAAGAUGACAGAUGAGGUUGAAGAUGCAGCUGAAACGAGUGUCAAGAAAAAUGACUGUAAGGAUGAUAUUAAAGAGAAAAUUGAAUCGGUUCUUAAGACUGAGGAGAGUUCAGAAACAUUAUUUACUCCGAAACAAGAUUCUACUGAAGAAUCAAAUAGAGCUCAAGAAAGUCAAAAACCCGAAAAACAACGACCUAGCACUAAAAAUUUGGAAGCAAAGCGUCGAUCAGUGGAAGAAAAACUGACAGCAGUUUUAGAAAAGCGUAUUUCAAUGGUUACAGACAAGUACCAGCCUCCAAUCGUAAUCGACAAAAAUUCAAAAGCUAGUUCUGUAGAAAACAUAAAAACAGACUAUGAGCAGCCUCCAAAAAGUGAAUUAACAAAGAGCCGUAGUAUUGAUUCAUCAAGAUUAGAUUCUUCGGACAGUAAAUUCGCUCCUGAAUUCCAGAGUCCAUUUUCUCAUGACCGUGAUUUAUCAACAGUCGACAGUUCCAAUCGCGACUCAAAUUUGAAUGUGUCCGUAAUAACGUCAACUCCAAACCGCAAUGUCGGCAACCGGAGUACAUCGAGAAGAGACAGCAGCGACGUAGUAGUUAUAACAGGAAAAUCUCUAGACGUGGACGUUCGAUCAUCAUCAUCAUCGACGACUGUCCGGAUAACAUCUGAAUCUCCAGACUUGUCUAAUAGCUUAGCAUCCAACAUAAGUCAAGUCACUGUUGUAACGACUCACCCGCCGGUUUUGAUAGACGCAACGUCUACGCCUCCUUUGCGACCUCCGUCAUCAGAAGUGGUGAUUGUCGCUAAUGAAACAAACAAAACUCAAGUAAACGAAAGCUCAACUGACGACGAUGGGUUUACAAGCCUGGAUUCACUGGAAUAUACGCCUCAAGAACAGCCGAUUGUUGUAACAGAAGUGUCCAAGCAAAUUGGAAAAAAAUUGGAUGAAUCCGAGGUGGUAAUUGUUAGCCCGAUUGUCGAUGAACUUCAGGAUACUAGUCACGUAUCUGUGGUGACUGUCGGCGAUGAAAAAGAGCAGGUUAAAGACUCAUCAAUCCUUGGCUCCAAGAACAUCAUCAAAUCUGGACCAGCUUACGGUACUACCGUGGAGUCCUCGGAUGUUGAUGAAGUUAAUGGUAAUUUGAAGAAGAUGAAUGGAAUUACCAACAAACCAAAAGAAUUGAAAACAAAACGAAUCUCAUCGGAGUGUUACGAUGGCUCGAGGUCUCACAGCGACUCGAGUUCUACCCGGUCUCAUACUCCAAACAAAAGUAUCGACCGUUCGGAUGCUGAGUCUAUUUCAACGACAAUUAGUCAAGACAGUCGUGGAUCUAAUAAAGAAAAUCACACAGAAUCUCGUCAAUCGGAAGAAGUUGACACUGUUGUUCUGAGACGUAAACCUGAGUAUACUCGAGAGGUAACACGUACCAGAACGAAAGAAGAUAUACAGUUGAUGAAUUUGAAGAAGAAAACGAGAAAAAGAACGCGUAAAUUUGAAAUUGACGGUAUUGUUGUCACAACAACAACUUCUAAGGUUAUUUAUGGUGACGACGAAAAUGGACGCGUGUAUGACGAUCAAAUAUUCCGUAAGCAGGAAUUGAGAGAACUUAAAAUGCUGCAAAAAAUGGAACAAAAACAGUUCCAAGAUUUGACGCAGAAAUCUCAGUUUACAAAAGACCAGCAGGAAAGAAAAUUCGAACAAGAGAGACAGAUGUUGGAGCGUAACGCGGAUACUGAUUUGGAAAGCUUGGCUAAAAAUCAGCGGCAACAAAUUGAACGGGCUGAGGCUCAGCAGGAGGCGGAUCUACGUUUAUCUUCUAGGAAAAUACGCGGUGAACAAGAUCGGGAAUUGAAGCAAUUCCGUGAGGGGUUGAAGCAAGAGCUAAGACUUUUAAAACAAGAGGUUGAUUUAAUGCCAAAGGAAAAACGAAAGAAUGCAUUCAAAGCUAAAAAAGAAAAACUAGAAGCCGAGCAUGAAGAAAGAGAAAAAAUUUAUGUUGAAAAAUUGCAUGAAAGUCAUGAUAGUACAUUACGAAGAUUAUCUGAUUCUCAUCGUGAAAAAAUAGCGUUAAUGGAACGGCAAUUUUUACAACAAAAGCAACAACUUAUGCGCGCUCGUGAGUCUGCUAUUUGGGAGUUGGAAGAACGGCAAAUUCAUGAAAAACAGCAACUGUUGAAAAAACAACUUAAAGAUAUAUUUUUUUUACAACGACAUCAAAUGCUUAUAAGGCACGAUAAAGAGUUGGAACAGAUGAAACGAAUGAAUUUAAGGAAAGAAGAAGAAUUGAUUAAACGUCAAACGGUUGAGCGCAGAAAUUUACCCAAGAGAAUUCGUAAUGAAAUGAAAGCACGGGAAAUGAUGUUCAGAGAAUCUAUGAGAAUUUCUAUUUCAACUACACUCACACCAGAUCCAGAUGCCGAGCGAGAGAAACUUAAAAAAUUUCAAGAAAAUGAGAAAAAACGGUAUCGCGCUGAACAGCAGAGAUUUGAGCUUAAGCACGCGAGGCAGUUGGAAGAAAUGCGAGCCCAAAGUGAUGCUACUAUUAAAGAGCUUGAGCAGUUGCAAAAUGAGAAAAGGAAGAUGCUGAUGGAGCAUGAAACAAUGAAACUUAAAGAGCAGGAGGAAACUUAUACUAAAGAGCUCAGGGAGUGGAAAGCUCUGUUGAAACCUCGAAAGCAGAAUUUAGAGGCGGAACUGGCAAGUGAAGUAGAAGCAUGGGAGUUACGUUACAAAGAUUACCUAUCGUCGUGGCAUUCCCGCAUUUCUCUUGAUACUCUUACACAGAGAACGAUGUCAACAACAGACAUCUGGAAACUGUCCCCAAAACUUACACGCUCCUCUCCUAAUUCACCGACUCCUAUCAGUAUCCCAAGAGUAACACUUAGAAAUGGCUCAGAAACUAAUUCCAUUGCUGGAACACUAUCCAGACCUUCUAGUAGAUUGGAAGAAAUAUUUGUAUUACAAUUGGAAGAACAAGAAGCAAUAUUUGGUCCAAAUUCAACUCCUUUAUGUCUACCAUCAGAUCUUCCGGAUUUAACUCACACAGCAGGUUCAACGCGAAGUUCACUGUCUUCCGUAAGCGAGGGUUGA
This is a messenger RNA of Cotesia congregata, 4575 nucleotides long. NCBI's taxonomy places the organism in Eukaryota, Metazoa, Arthropoda, Insecta, Hymenoptera, Braconidae. The record is from the annotation of a GenBank genome assembly.